CCGCUCCGCUCGGCCCAUGGCGGCGGCGGCCCCCGGCGCGGGGCUCUCGGCGGGCUGGCACGCGCUGGGCGCCGGCCUCGUGCCGCCCGCCGCGCUGGGGCUGGCAGCACCCAGGUCUGGACCAGUGGAACCGCUGAAGGACAGCGACUUGCAGGCCGCUUUGGAAGUGCUGCGGAGCUAUGACUUGCACUGUGUCAUAGAGGAAUGGUUCAUUCAAGUUUUACAGACAGAUCUUCAGACAAAUAUAGCUCCUGAAUUCUGGAACUGCAUUGGCCAGUAUGAAAACACAGCUGAGGAGCCCCAGUGCUCCUUACUCCUCCUGGAUGCUUUUUGUCUGCUCAAGUGCCGCCUAGACCCUUAUCUAAACAGUCUAGAUCUUCUGGAAAAAUGGACCAAAGCAGGCUUGCUCCUUGGAACGGGUUCCCAGAUGCUACGAGAGAAAGUGUACACCAUGUUUAAAGCCAUCCUCUUCUUCUCCACUACAAAGACCUUCCAGGAGAUGAUCCAGCAGUUCUACAGCCGCACCUUCAGGAUAUAUAUGCAGCAGUGGAAGAAAGGAGAAGAUGGAAUGAAUGAGUGUGAGAGCAGUAUGAGUGAAAAUGAUCAAGAGAGUGAUACAGAAGAGGGAGGAGGAGACAGCCAGCAGUGUGCAGGCUGCAACAGUAAGAAAGACCAGUGCUGGUGUCCCACAGCCAUGGAGCAAUUUCAGCAGCUCAGUGAGAUCCUCCACAGGCUGAACCUGUUGGAAAGGGUGAGUUCUGAUGCUGUGACAACUAUCCUGCACAAGAUGAUUGAGGAGAGGAUGGAGCGGAGAUGCAGGGGUGAAUACGAGCGCUCUUUUCUGAACGAGUUCCAGGAGUGGAUUGAGAAGGUGAUUGGCUGGCUCAGCAGAGUGUUCCUCCAGGACAACCCUGUUGCCCACCCUGACCUGGAGGCCAGCAGUACCCUGAAGCGCUGGCGGUGCCAUGUCCAGAGGUUCUUCUACCGUAUCUAUGCCAGCAUGCGUAUUGAAGAGCUCUUCAGCAUUAUACGAGAUUUUCCAGAGUCAAAGCCAGCUGUGGAGGAUCUCAAGUUCUGCUUGGAAAGGACUAAUCAGAGGCAGCAACUGCUCAGUUCCCUGAAAAGUGCUCUGGAAAUGCGACUUCUUCACCCAGGGGUCAACACCUCAGACAUCAUUACUCUCUACAUCUCGGCCAUCAAGGCAUUGAGGGAGCUGGACCCUUCCAUGGUUAUUCUGGAGGUGGCUUGUGAGCCUAUCAGGAAGUACCUGAGGACCAGGGAGGACACAGUACGACAGAUUGUGGCAGGUCUCACAGGUGAUGCUGAAGGAUCUGGUGACUUAGCAAACGAGCUCUCCAAAGCUGACCCAGUGACGCUGGAAAAUGGCCAGGAGAGUGAUGAUGACAUCUCAGAGCCAGAAGAUUGGGUGCCUGAUCCAGUUGAUGCAGACCCAGGGAAGUCGAGCUCCAAACGCCGCUCCUCAGACAUUAUCAGCCUGCUGGUGAGCAUCUAUGGCAGCAAAGACCUGUUCAUCAAUGAAUAUCGCACAUUGCUUGCUGACCGGCUGCUGCACCAAUUCAACUACAGCGCGGAAAGGGAAAUUCGCAAUGUGGAGCUGCUGAAGCUGCGAUUUGGAGAAGCCCAGAUGCACUAUUGUGAGGUCAUGUUAAAGGAUAUGGCUGACUCACGACGCAUUAAUACCAACAUCCGUGAUGAGGAGGAGAAGCUCCCAGAGGAGGAGAAACCCCCUUUCAGUCUUGUUGCUGUUAUCCUGUCCAGCGAGUUUUGGCCCCCACUGAAAGAGGAGAAGCUGGAGCUCCCAGACCAGGUUAAGGAAGCUAUGGAUGCCUACUCCAAGAAGUAUGAGAAACUGAAGGCCAUGAGGACUCUGAACUGGAAAUAUCACCUGGGCCUGGUGAACUUGGAUGUGGAGCUGGCAGACCGCACACUCUCCCUCUCUGUCACUCCUGUGCAUGCUGCCAUCAUCCUGCACUUCCAGACCAAGAGUACAUGGACACUGACAGAGCUGAGUGAAGUGCUCAAAGUGCCUGUGAUGUCGCUCAGGCGUAAGAUGACACUGUGGCUGCAGCAGGGCGUUCUCCGCGAGGAACCACAGGGUACAUUCACAGUGAUCGAGGAGGAGCAGAAGGAUCAGGCAGAGAAGGUCGUUCUGAUAGACAGUGACGAAGAGGGUGACUCUGCCAUGGCUUCUCAGGCUGACCAGAAAGAGGAAGAGCUGCAGCUGUUCUGGACAUAUAUCCAAGCAAUGCUGACUAACCUGGAGAGCCUGUCUUUGGAGCGGAUUCACAGCAUGCUGAAGAUGUUUGUGAUGACGGGCCCAGUGGUGACAGAGAUUGACAUCCAGGAACUGCAGGGCUUCCUCCAAAAGAAAGUCCGGGACCAGCAGCUAAUCUAUUCUGGGGGUGUCUAUCGCCUGCCCAAGAACUGCAGCUAAAGAAGGAGCACUCCCUGAUCCCUUGGCACUGCUUCCUUCCUGCCUGCAUUCAGAUCUUCAGUCAUACUUCCUUCAGGUGGCAUCUGCCAGCCCUGAUAAACAUAGUCCCCAUCUCAUCACUAGGAAAUCAUGGUUCUGGAGUGCAUCUUCUCUCCAUUGUCUUCCCAUUCCCGCAUGGAGAUAGCCCCAUAGCUCUCUGAGCUGUAGAACAGAGCACCCUGGAGAGCAUGGUGGUGCUGCAGCAAGCAGAGGGCUGGUCCUGGUAAAGUUUUGGGUCUUGCAUGUCCAUGUGCAUUUUGCUGGUCAAUAAAAACAGCCUUGUUUCUCA
Messenger RNA from Alligator mississippiensis (American alligator), 2783 nucleotides. It is a transcript of the gene ANAPC2, whose product is annotated as anaphase promoting complex subunit 2. The coding region runs from base 17 to 2455 and encodes 812 amino acids. The record is from RefSeq and is a predicted model, not a curated record. Lineage: Eukaryota; Metazoa; Chordata; Crocodylia; Alligatoridae. Gene Ontology annotation, molecular function: ubiquitin protein ligase binding. Gene Ontology annotation, cellular component: anaphase-promoting complex. The transcript is spliced from 13 exons. Gene Ontology annotation, biological process: ubiquitin-dependent protein catabolic process.